Molecule: messenger RNA, 1723 nt
Organism: Aedes aegypti (yellow fever mosquito)
Lineage: Eukaryota; Metazoa; Arthropoda; Insecta; Diptera; Culicidae
Product: PQ-loop repeat-containing protein 3
Exons: 4
Coding region: 367-1005 (212 amino acids)
Source: RefSeq, a predicted model, not a curated record
AGUAAGCGGUGUCAAUUACCGCCACUAGGUAAAUGCCAACUUUCCGCUUGUCAGUUGCGUUGCAGGUUGCGUUGGCAAAGCGUUCAAGGGCGACAAACAUCAUUAUCAGGACAGAAAACCAAAUGCCACCGGCUUAGCGAUUCUUUUUUCGGAAGUUGGUGGUUUCAAACGGCACACAGCUGCAUUUGUUCCAUUAUUUUUCGAAAGUGUUGCGUACUAUCGAUGCAAAGCUAUACGUAAUUGAAGACAAGCCUAUGAUGUUGAGUAGCUAGUGUAUUACAACAAAACAAAUUCGAAAACCAUCCUCCUGAAUAUUGUGCCAUUGCAGCAUUCUAGUCAAAUUAUAUAACUAAAAAUUACCAAAAAAUGGAUCUACUAGAUGACCGAGGCAUCCUUUACAUUAUAGCGGACUUUUUGUCCCUGAUAACCAUAGCGUCCUGCUUGGUAUCGAAAGUUCCGCAGAUUCAAACUGUGCAGAAGCUGAAAUCCGCUACUGGCUUAUCCCUGAAUGGACUACUUAUGGAACUAUGCAGCUACAGUGUGACGAUGUUGUACAAUUUCACCAACCGGUAUGCGUUUCUGUCCUACAUGGAGUAUCCUAUUCUGCUCAUUCAGGAGUAUGCACUAGUCUACGUUGUUCUGAAGUAUAGUAACAUGCUCAACAAACCUGCGUACAUCUGGAGUGGCGUCUAUGUGGCUAUAUUUACUGGCUUUGCUACUGCAAUAAUCCCAAGCAGUGUGCUGAUGAUGCUUGUGCCUUUAACGACACCAGUAGGUGCCACUAGUAAAGUAAUGCAACUAGUUGCUAUACUCAAAUCCAAGGACGCACAAUCGGUUAGCCUCAUCACCUGGGCUAUCUCUGCAUUCACCAAUUCAACUCGCAUUUACACUAUCCUGCUGGAUUCAGGAGACAAAAUGUUGCUGGCCAACUUUGGAAUCUCGACUAUUUUGAGUACUUCCGUUUUUCUCGCUGCAUGGUAUUACAAGAAACCAAAGAAGGAAUAAUAUCGUUAUUGAUUACUCGACAAGUAACUUUUUACGCCCUUCAAAACUUUAAACAUGACGAUUUACUUGCGUCGCUUCGUCUAUAAGACACUAGAAAAAUUUCAAUGAAGAUUGAUUAACUAUUAUAGCUACUUAAGAAAUGCUUUUCGAAUGCAGAUAACGUACCCUGCUAGGCAGAGGUAAUAUUUUAAUACUUGGUCAACGUUACUAAAGGAAUGUUAGGAAACAGUAUCAUGUUUAUUCUAGUCCCGUCCAAAUUAAGUACAGAAUCGUUCAUGUUAUUUAAUAUUCUUGAAAAUUAUAGAAAAUUUCAGAAAAAAGCUACAUAACUACUUUGAAAUCUAUAAUAUAAUACUAUUACGUUUUGCGCACAACUUACGUUACGAUUCUACUUAAUCCACAUACGCGGUUAAGCAAACCAUAAAAGACACUUAAUAAAGACUUUCCAAUUCGCAUCACAGUCGAGAUCAUUUGAAUUCUGAAUUUCCAUUGGCAGAGAUUCCCAAAGUGGGCGAUUUUCAGUCCCAGCGGGGCGAAAAUUUGUGAAGCUGAAUUUGUGGGGCGAAAGAAUGGGGAAAAUAACGACUCAUAAUAUUUGUACAAGACACUCAUUUUAAUGGAUAAUUAUACUUUUAUGCAUCUGAAGAAUUAUUAAUUCCACACCUCUUUUAUAAAACUUAACGAUUGUCAAAACCAAAAUAUAUGUGUGAAGCUUUCA